Molecule: messenger RNA, 1293 nt
Organism: Sander lucioperca (pikeperch)
Lineage: Eukaryota; Metazoa; Chordata; Actinopteri; Perciformes; Percidae
Product: transient receptor potential cation channel subfamily M member 7-like
Exons: 10
Coding region: 148-1293 (381 amino acids)
Biological process (GO): monoatomic cation transmembrane transport
Cellular component (GO): apical plasma membrane
Molecular function (GO): monoatomic cation channel activity
Source: RefSeq, a predicted model, not a curated record
UGUUUCCAGUCACGGAAGCCUUGGAUUGAGGAAACUUUCUUCAAGAGAGAGUGUGUGAAGUUCAUCCCUUCAUCUCGGGACCUUCACAGAUGUAUUCCAGUCUGUCAAGUAUGCCAAAACCUCAUCAGAUGUUGCUGUGGACGGCUGAUGGGGGAGCACUCUUGGCAACACUCCCUACCCCCCAUUUCCCUACAUCCUGGUCCCGGCGUGGAGCUGGAGGACGACUGGUCCGUGGAGCGUCACACCAAAGCCAGUCCCACUGACGCCUACGGGACCGUCGACUUCCAGGACACCGCCACACGAGUCUGCCGCGCCAAGUAUGUCCGUUUGGCGGUGGACUCAAAGCCUGAGGUGCUGUUGCAGCUGAUGCUGAGGGAGUGGCAGAUGGAGAGACCCAAGCUGCUGCUGACCGUCCAGGGCGGCGCAGAAAACUUCACCCUGCCGCCGAAAGUCAAGCAGGCCUUCAGCAAAGGAUUGGUCACCGCAGCCCUCAGCACCGGGGCGUGGAUACUCACCGAUGGCAUCAACACAGGUGUGUCGAAGUACGUGGGCGAGGCGGUGAAGACAUUCGGGGGCCACAACCUGCGGAAGAGAAACACAGUCGGCAUCACACCCUGGGGAGUCAUCGACAACAACACGGACCUCAUCGGCAGAGACGUGUUCAGGCCCUACCAGCCGCUGGGGAAUCCUCUAAGCAAGAGAGCCUGUCUCAACGGCUUCCACUCCCACUUCCUGUUGGUAGACGACGGCACGCUGGGAAAACACGGCUGCCAACAAGGCCUCCGGAGGAAGCUGGAGAAACACAUCCAGCUGCAGAAGAUACACCCUCGGCUGAACCAGGGAGUGCCUGUGGUGUGUGUGGUGCUGGAGGGGGGCCCGGCCAUCGUGUCCACCGUGCUGGACUACGUCAGCAACAAGCCCCCCGUGCCGGUGUUCGUGUUCGAGGGAUCGGGCCGCGCCGCCGACCUGCUCGCCUUCUUACACAAGCAGACCGCUGUGGACAGGCAGCUGGACGCGGACAUUAAAGAGGACUUCGUGGUGCGGAUCGGAGACGUGUUUGGCGUGGAGACGGCAGAAGCCUCUCAGCUGUGCAGUCUCCUGCUCCAGUGUAUGGAUCACAGACAGUCAGAGCGUUUCAUCAGGACCAGUCUGGGCUUUUAUCACGCCUGCUUUGGUCAUUACAUCACAAUCACGGAGCUGUUGGUCAGUGUUCCUCAGAGGAAGGGAGAGGACCCCACCCUGAAAACCAUCCGGAGACACCUCCCGUCAUCCGAGCUGCUCGUCUUUCUGUGA